AUUUGAAGACGCGAGGACGAGAUGAUUAAUUAUUUUCGGUAUUAGGUGUUGACUGACCCCCUUAUUCACUGCUAUCAUGGCCUACCAACUAUUCGUAAAUUUCAAGAUAAAAAUUCAAAAUGGCAACCUUCGUCAAACCAAACCGACCCCUUACCUGGCUCAUCACCGGUGCCUCCUCAGGUUUCGGCGAGUCCCUCGCUCGUCUAGUCCUAGCCGGUGGCCAUAACCUCAUCGCAACUUCUCGAAACCCCUCCAAAACCCCAGAAUUCGUAGCUGAGGUUAAUGCCCGAAAGGGUAGUCAGUGGGUGAAACUCGAUGUCGACGACCAGGACAGCGGAAAGGUCAUCGACUCUAUUGAAGCUUCAGGACAUGAAAUCGAUGUCCUAGUAAACAACGCCGGAUACUCCAUCUACGGCCCCAUAGAAACGCUCUCCGAGGCGGAACUCCGCGCUCAAAUGGACACCCUGUACUUCGGUCCUCUGAGACUAAUCCGCGCCGUCCUACCGCAUAUGCGGAAGCGCAAGUACGGUGUCCUCGUGAACAUGAGUAGCGGCGCUGGUCUCGAGGCCAGAGAUAGUAUGGGCGGAUACGGCGGCGCUAAAGCUGGACUUGAUGGAGCAACCAAGGUCCUCGCCAAAGAAGUUGCGCCUUUCGGAAUCCGUACGCUGACAGUCACGCUCGGGACCUUUAACACAAAUUUCGGCGCCGCUACAGUGCUUGGCAAGGCCCCUCUCCCCGAUGAUUAUAAGGGGUCGAUUGCGGAGCAGAUGAUGCAGAUCAUGGCUAGCAACAAGCUACAGCCGAAUGGCGAUAAGGAUAAGGCUAUGAAAGCGGUUUAUGAAGUUGUUGUUGGUGAAGGUGUGGGGAAGGGCCAUGAAGCUGAGCGGCUUCUACCCUUGGGUCAGGAUAUGACGGUUCGGAUUAAAACCGUGCGGGAUUAUCUUGGUCAUGCUUUGGAGGUUUUCGGUGAUGUCUGCAAUAAUGUUAACUUGGAAAAGAAGUGAAGUUGUAGGAGAGAUCUAGAGUGAACUUGGGUUUCCCACAGAGUCAAUUAAAUAAGGGGCUUUGCGACAGCCCGUGGAAUACCUAAAAGCCCCUAUUCCAAUUCACGUGACGCCCAUGAUCGGAAUCCCCAGGGCACAGGAGGUCGUAACCCAAAAC
This is a messenger RNA of Hypoxylon trugodes, 1161 nucleotides long. RefSeq names its product putative short-chain oxidoreductase. Lineage: Eukaryota; Fungi; Ascomycota; Sordariomycetes; Xylariales; Hypoxylaceae. The coding region runs from base 120 to 1004 and encodes 294 amino acids. The record is from RefSeq and is a predicted model, not a curated record. The transcript is spliced from 4 exons.